This is a messenger RNA of Pistacia vera, 3380 nucleotides long. RefSeq names its product golgin subfamily A member 4. The transcript is spliced from 5 exons. Lineage: Eukaryota; Viridiplantae; Streptophyta; Magnoliopsida; Sapindales; Anacardiaceae. The record is from RefSeq and is a predicted model, not a curated record. Bases 225 to 3134 code for a protein of 969 amino acids.
CUGUUCAUAAAUUCGUUGUGACGGCAGAAUAUUCUCCGUCAACGUCAUUCUCUCCUCAAAAAUACGAUUAUAUAUUUUACAUGUUCUAGACGCCGGCCCUUGACGCCGUUAAAGCAACGACUGAGUUAAGUGAGACUUCAUCAUAUCCUGAAUUUCUUCUAACAUAUCAAGAUCGGGAGAAACGCAAAUAUUCAUGAGCUAUUGUAGCUCUUGGUGAUAUACAGAUGAAGAAGCUAUUUUUUUUCAAAUCUUCCUCUAGCAGUGGAAACAACUCAGUUUCCCCACCAUCAACGGAAAAGAAAGUUUACUGCAAGAACCAGAACCCACUGGGAAGUGGGGUGAAUAAUCAAGCUGUUGACAAGUCUGAGAACAGUUUCCGAAGCUCAAGGGGCUUUUUUUCCAAAUCCCGGAAGCAACAAUUAGAUGGUGAGAGCUGCAGUACCAGUUCGGGUCUUAGAAGGAGCCGCUCGCUGUCAUCAACAGCACUUUUUGUAGAUGGGAUGGGACAGAAGAGUUUUUCAUGGGCAACUGAUCCGAGUAGAUCUCCUUCUAGCAGUACUAGUGGUAUUCUUCCUCAGAAAUCCAGUCAUUCAUCACGACGGUAUAGGGCUCUUACACCUGAGAGGCACUCCCGGGAAAAACGAUUUGAAGUGGCACCUAUUCAAAAUGCACAUGGAUUAGAGAGGCCGGGUUCUUCUGGGUCAUCUAGAAGUCACCAUGAUUCAUCAGGAAACUCUUCCUUAUGCUCAAGUAAUGUCUCAACUAAAAUUUUGGACCGCUACAUUGAUGGAGAACAACAUCAGGAAAGAAGUGGGCCUACAAACAGUUCUUCACAGAGGAACUAUUCUGGAAAUGUAAAUGGUGGUGGGAGGCUCCCCCCAAGAGUUCAAUAUGCAACCCCUACUUCACCAACAAAUAGUGUCAAAGGUAAGUCUCAUUCUUUUAGGGAUGCUAAAGACACUAGUCUCUAUUUCUCAUCUAGAGAUUGGGUGGAGAAUGGUUUUGGGCAUGAAUCUCCUCGGAGACUUGCAAAGAAUGUGGUUGAGAGACUCUCCCAGACUCAUGUUCUUCCCAGAUCACAUGCAAAGGACUUUGACCAUGAUGUUCCAAUAACUAUUGAAGACAUCUAUGGUGGUUCCUUUGGUAGAUGCUCUGAUUCAAAUUCAGAUGUGGUUGCUCGGGACAGUUAUUCAUUGGGUGAACCUUAUGAAACUGUAAAUGGAUAUCACAGGGAUGAUUUCUCGGGUUUUCAGAAGCAAAAUUGUUUCCCUGGUGACAAUUGUGAAGGUUUUAACUCUAUUGAAGUAGAAGAGGAUGUAGAUGUGGACUUACAAAGAAGAUCCAAAGAAGCUGAGGAGAGGGUCUUGGUACUUUCUGAAGAACUUGAGCAAGAAACCUUUCUUCGCGAUUGUGGGUUUGAUAUGCCAACAUUGAUUCAGACCAUUAGAAGAUUAACUGAGGAGAAGCUCAGCUUGGCAUAUGAGGUUUCUGGUCUUCUACAGUCUAGAAUUGCAGAAAGGGCUUCUACUAAGGAAGAACUUAGGCUGGCAAAGGCAGAUGUGGAGUCACGAACACGAAGACUGGAGAAAGAAAAGAAUGAGUUGCAGUCGGGAUUGGAGAAGGAGUUAGACAGAAGGUCGAGUGAAUGGUCAUUGAAGCUUGAGAAAUAUCAAAUGGAAGAGCAUAGGCUUCGGGAGCGGGUUAGGGAGCUUGCAGAGCACAAUGUCUCCCUCCAGAGGAAAGUAUCUUCUUUUAAAGAGAGGGAAACAGAGAGCAGAAACAUGAUAACCCACUCAGAGCAGCAACUUAAGGACAUCAGUACAAGAAUUGAAGAGUGCACUGAGGAAAAUCGGGAUCUAAGAGAAAGUCUUUCUGAAAUGCAAGAGAAGUAUAGAGCAUCAGAAGAAGAUCUAGACUGCAUUAAAAGAAAUUUUGAAGAUAAGGAGAUGGAGUGCAAGGAAUUGCAAAAAUCUCUUACUCGAUUGCUGAGAACAUGUAGUGAACAAGAGAAGACAAUUGCUGGGUUGCGAGAAGAAUUCAGUGAGGGAAUUGGAAAUAAGCAACCUUUGGAGAAGUUUGAUAAGCAUGUGGCCAGAUUGCAAAUGGAGCAAAUGAGGUUGACAGGGGUAGAACUAUCAUUAAGAAGGGAGGUUGAAUCUUAUAGGCUUGAGGUUGAUUCUCUUCGGCAUGAGAAUAUAACCUUAUUACAUCGCUUAAAAGGCAAUGGUCAAGAGAGUGGCGCUUUAACCAUUAAGCUAGAUAAGGAAUUGUGGACGCGUAUAUGCUACUUGCAAAAUCAAGGACUAUCAAUGUUGAAUGAGAGCGCCCAAUCAUGUUCUCAGCUACUGGAAUUCAUCAAAGGGAAAGCAGGCAAACUUCAAGACACUAAGCAGGGUAUAGAAUUUGUCAAGAAUGGUUUAGAUGGGCAAUUCAUUGUUGAAUCUGACAUGAAGGUUCAGAGCCUUAAGCGCGGAAUUGAAAGCCUCACAAGGAGUUUACAGACUAUGUCUGGUUUCCUGCAUGAGAAAUCCAGUCUGGUUGCUUCAAAAUGUCAGUCAUUACAUACUGAGGCUGAUUGCUCAGGAAAGAUAAAUAAUCAAAUUCCAGAGGAGAACAUAAGAUCUGAGCUCAAAGCAGAGACUUUGUUAACUAGUCUAUUAAGAGAGAAGCUUUACUCUAAAGAGUUGGAAGUGGAGCAGUUGCAAGCUGAACUAGCAACAGCUGUGAGAGGUAAUGACAUCCUCCGGUGUGAAGCCCAAAAUGCCUUGGACAACAUUUCAUGUGUCACCCAUAAGUUGAAAGAUCUUGAAAUUCAGAUACUGAAGAAGGAUGACAGCAUAAGCCAGCUUCAAAAUAACCUCCAAGAUUCUGCAAAGGAACUACAUAUCAUUAAGGGCAUAUUGCCUAAAGUUUCAGAGGAGAGAGACAUGAUGUGGGAUGAAGUAAAACAAUACAGUGAGAAGAAUAUGCAGUUGAACAUGGAGGUUAAUGCAUUGAAGAAAAAGAUCGAGUCCCUUGAUGAGGACAUACUUCUAAAGGAAGGCCAAAUCACAAUACUAAAAGACACAUUAGGUAAUAAACGUUUUGACCUCCUUGGCAGCCCUGAUCCCAUGUGCGAAUUCCUGCUGGAAUGAUUGCUAGCUGUUUUUGACUUUUGAUUGCAUUUGGAUAAUUAGGCACACUGUUAAUAAUAGUUCUAUACUUUGAAUUUUGUGCUCUUUGUGUUUUCUUUUUUUUUUUUUUUUUCACUGUUUUCCUUCAUUAAAAUAUACCAUGAUUCUUUUGUAACAUAGGUUACUAUAAUUGUACGUAGUUGGUUACUGUCUGAUAUGACGAGAAAAUGCAAGCUGUUAUUGUGUCCAUCUCAAGGGAAUUCUUUU